AUGAAAGCUCCUGAAGGUUUACCAAAUUCAUCAAAGAAAUUUUGCCUCCUAAAGAAGUCCUUAUAUGGCCUUAAACAAGCCUCAAGGCAGUGGUUUGCAAAACUUGUUUCUGAACUUCUUUCUCAAGGUUUUUCUCAAUCCAAAAAUGACUACAGUUUAUUCAUAAGGGAUCAACAAAACUCAUUCACAGCAGUAGCAGUUUAUGUAGAUGACAUCCUUAUUACAGGUAAUGAUCAGAGUGUCAUCUCAACGCUCAAAACUCAUCUUCAUCAGGUAUUCAGCAUAAAAGAUCUGGGUAAACUUCACUAUUUUUUGGGCAUUGAGAUUGGAUACCUGCCAAAUGGCAUUGCUCUUACUCAACAAAAGUUCACCAAGGACUUAUUACAAUCUUCUAAAGUUGAUAUAUCCAAACCUGCUGUUACUCCUCUCCCUCAGAACCUCAAACUACAUCAAGAUGAAGGUGAACUUUAUUCUAAACCCAGCUACUACAGAAAAAUGGUUGGCAAACUUAAUUUUCUAACUCAUACCAGGCCUGACCUAGCCUAUACUGUGCAACACCUUAGCCAAUUCAUGCAGACACCAAGACUCCCACACAUCAAUGCCUUACACCACACAUUAAGGUAUGUGGCAAGAGCUUCAGGCCAAGGCAUACUAAUACAAGGAUCAGACAAGCUCACUCUACAAGCAUUUAGUGAUUCUGAUUGGGCCUCAUGUCCUAAUUCCAGACGUUCCAUAACUGGCUACAUUCUUCUACUAGGUGGCUCACCAAUUGCAUGGAAAUCAAAGAAACAAAGCACUGUAUCAAAAUCAUCUAGUGAAGCUGAAUAUCGUGCAAUGUCUUCUGCAGCAAGUGAAGUGGCUUGGGUAGUUAGGCUCCUAGCAGAAUUACAAAUACAUUCCUUAUAA
Molecule: messenger RNA, 906 nt
Organism: Amaranthus tricolor (Joseph's coat)
Lineage: Eukaryota; Viridiplantae; Streptophyta; Magnoliopsida; Caryophyllales; Amaranthaceae
Exons: 1
Coding region: 1-906 (301 amino acids)
Source: RefSeq, a predicted model, not a curated record